Messenger RNA from Dioscorea cayenensis subsp. rotundata (Guinea yam), 732 nucleotides. RefSeq lists its product as uncharacterized. The coding region runs from base 93 to 518 and encodes 141 amino acids. Lineage: Eukaryota; Viridiplantae; Streptophyta; Magnoliopsida; Dioscoreales; Dioscoreaceae. The transcript is spliced from 3 exons. The record is from RefSeq and is a predicted model, not a curated record.
UAGUUUGCAUUGAAUCAGAAUUAAGUUAAUUAAGAAUGACUCAAAGUUCUCAUUCCUCAUGAGAUCAUUUUGAUCAUCUUCAAGCUCUACCUAUGCUUCUUCUUCUCCACCCAUCAAUGGCCAUGAACACAUGUUCUUCUUCAUCUUCACCAACCUUGAUGAUGAUCAUUAAUCCAACAAAGACUAACAAGACCUUGUCCACUGUUCUUAUGCUUCACAAAGAUCAUGGCAAACAACAAAGCAAACACACAAGUCUUCUCUCAACCAAGUCUUCAAUUUCCAUCAAAGUUUAUGAAGAUCAAGAAGAAGGAAUAGUUUGUUAUAAAGAUGAGAAGGGAGAAAUUGUAUGUGAAGGACAUGAUGAAGGUCCAAGAUUUAGCCAAAAGGAUCUACAGACUAGUUGUUACGGAAGAGAAGUUAAAAGCUUUGAUUUUCUUCAUCAAUGUUGGCUUCAAAUCAUUGAGGAUUCUAACUUUGAUAACUUUGUCAAUGGAGUUGCUGUUCAAGACCAGAAGUAGAAGACCAAUUAUCACAUGAUCAUACAUGCAUAUGCAUGGCUUAAUUUGAUCAUAUAUAUUGGAAAUUGAUUUUGAGUUCUUGUUGUGAAGAAUUAAACCAGUUUUCUUGUUUGAUCAUUAAUUUCUAAUUAAGUUGUUUAUUUUUUUUAUUAAGAUUUUAAUUUUGUUUUGUGUUGUUUUUGUGUUCAAUAAUUAUUCUCAAAGUUCAAUGAUA